This is a messenger RNA of Galendromus occidentalis (western predatory mite), 1783 nucleotides long. RefSeq names its product eukaryotic translation initiation factor 3 subunit l (gene eIF3l). Bases 95 to 1747 code for a protein of 550 amino acids. Gene Ontology annotation, molecular function: translation initiation factor activity; protein binding. The transcript is spliced from 2 exons. Gene Ontology annotation, cellular component: eukaryotic translation initiation factor 3 complex; cytoplasm. Gene Ontology annotation, biological process: translational initiation. The record is from RefSeq and is a predicted model, not a curated record. Lineage: Eukaryota; Metazoa; Arthropoda; Arachnida; Mesostigmata; Phytoseiidae.
CUUACCCAACACACAACGUGUGCGGUGCUUGCGACUCGAAUUCGAAUCAAAUUCCCUGUUCUCCUGUGUAUUCCGUCACCCGUUCCCUCACAAGAUGACGGAGUAUAUCGACGAAGACGAGUACUACGACAACAAUGCGCCGGUGGUCUACGACUACGGCGAAUACGAUGAAUAUCCGUACCAGGCCAAUGCGAUGAGCUCCACACGGCUCACAGAAGCUAUGCGAAAUAAUCUCUCGUUCCUGCGCGACGCCAUCAACAAAGGCGAUCUGAACAGCAUGCAAGAUCUCUACGAGAACAGUCUCACCAAGUUGAUGGACCAGUAUCAAAAUCCUCUACCUCCGCCGGACUCCGAGGAGAUGCAACAGAUUUUGGAAAAAGACGAACUCUUCCUCAUCAUUUAUAAAGAGCUCUACUACCGUCAGAUCUACGCGAACGGCAAACCACUGCUCGACGAUCGAUUCAACAGUUACUACAACUACGUGGACUUCUUCAACUAUAUCCUCUCAUCGAACGAACCGGUGACGUUGGAGCUCCCGAACCAAUGGCUGUGGGAGAUCAUGGACGACUUCGUCUAUCAGUUCCAGAGCUACUGUGUCUACAUUUCGAACGUGGACAAGAUGAGCCCCGGUGACCAGAACCGGUGUCUGAGCCAAUUGAAAAUGUGGAACGUGCACUCGGUGCUCAACGUUCUCCAUUCGCUCGUUCAGAAGUCCAAUAUCAAUCAGCAGCUGGAGGUCUACUCCAAGGGAGGCAAUCCCGAAGAGGUAGCCGGCGAGUUCGGACGCCGACCACUCUACAAAAUGCUUGGCUACUUUGCCUUGAUCGCCCUGCUGAGGCUCCACUCCCAGCUCGGCGAUUACUACCAAGCGAUUAAAGUCCUCCAGCAUCUCGAGCUCAACCGGAAAGGUCUGUCACGAGUCCCGUCGUGCCAAGUGUCCACGUACUAUUACGUGGGCUUCGCCUACAUGAUGAUGCGUCGUUACGAGGACGCCAUCCGAACGUUCGUCAACGUGCUCGUUUACAUCAUGCGCACGAAAGCGAGCUUCCACUCGAGGAGCUACCAGCUGAAACAGAUCAACAAGCAGAUGGACAAAAUGUACGCUCUGCUCUCGAUCUGCAUGGCUCUCCAUCCGCAGAGGAUCGACGAAUCGGUGCUGCAGCUGCUCAAGUCCAAACAGGCCGCCAAUCUCCAAGCGAUGCAGAGCGGAGAUCUCGAUACGUUCGAGAGUCAAUUCUACUUCGGGUGUCCCCGCUUCCUGAGUCCGGUGAACCCCCUGGUGCACGGACUCCAGACCAUGGAUCCGAAAAUCGCCCAACUGAGCAAACAGCCCCAGCUUCAGCAAUGGAACGCUUUCCGGGGCGAAAUUGAAGCCCAGCUACAGAUUCCCACGAUUCGUAGUUUCCUCAAGCUGUACACUACGAUGCCGGUCGAGAAGUUGGCCAAGUUCUUACCUCAGCCUCUGGAUAUGGCGAAGGACGGACAACCGAUCCCUGAGCAGGAACUUUUGAAGCACUUCCACAGGAAACUGAUGAGCUUCAAGCACCUCAUGAGUAACAUGGUCUGCACCGGGGGAGGCUCGCUCGACGGAGAGUUCCAGACUGGUUCGGAUAUGGAUUUCUUCAUUGACAAAGACAUGAUCCACAUCGCCGAUACGAAAAUCGCUCGAAGGUACGGGGAGUACUUCAUCAGACAGUACCACAAGGUCGAGGAAGCUUUCGAGACUGCGAAGAGAAUUCAGCUCUGAAUAGUGUUCCCAUCUAAAUAAAUUCCCAGAUCACAC